AUGACUUCUCAACCCGAAAACUCUAACACAUCGGCGCCGCUCGAGGGCUUCGCUCGUCUUGAGCCCGCUAUGACCAUCAGCUGCGAACUGGUCGGUCAAUUCCCUUGUGGCGACAUCCACACUGGUUCGACUCUCGCUUGCGUGCCAUUCUCCGGCGGUUACAUCCGCUCUGUCGAGGGUUUCGAGCCUAAGGUUGACUUCACUAUCAAAGCAGGACACGAUUGGUUCCGUGUCGAUGCCGACAAGAAGUUCGGGCGCCUUUCUAUCUCCGCCGUCGCUGCUGAUGCCGAAGGUCAGGCUCUGAGAGUCAUUGCUGACGGCAUUACUGACCUCAACGAGCACACUUUGCCGUUGCUUCUGGGAGACCCGAACGCUAAAACCAACCCUUUUGGCUUCGGAGUUAAUCAUAUGCGGUUUGAGACUGGGCACGAGCCCUAUAAGCCUCUCGAAGGCAUGAUGUUUGCUUCCAGUCAGCGCUUCGUGAAAGACGAGAAGACCGGCGCCAUGAUUGCUGAGCUCCGACUCUCGCGGAUUAUUCCUGGUUCUGGGUACCAGUGA
This is a messenger RNA of Penicillium robsamsonii, 558 nucleotides long. RefSeq names its product DUF3237 domain-containing protein. The transcript has 4 exons. NCBI's taxonomy places the organism in Eukaryota, Fungi, Ascomycota, Eurotiomycetes, Eurotiales, Aspergillaceae. The record is from RefSeq and is a predicted model, not a curated record. Bases 1 to 558 code for a protein of 185 amino acids.